Molecule: messenger RNA, 1278 nt
Organism: Sphenostylis stenocarpa
Lineage: Eukaryota; Viridiplantae; Streptophyta; Magnoliopsida; Fabales; Fabaceae
Source: the annotation of a GenBank genome assembly
AUGGUGUCUCUCACACUCUCUUCCCCUCACAUUCACCUUUUUCUCAUUUUCUCACUUUUCGUAACCUCUUUCGUUACAGAAUCAGCCACGCAUUGGGGUGACACGCAGGUUCUGAAGGAACUAAAGGACAACCUCGAGCCUGCUUCGGUCACUCCUGGCUCCUGCGUCUACUCAUGGGACUUCUCCUUUGACCCCUGCGACAACCUUUUCGGCGACAAGUUCACGUGCGGCUUCAGGUGCGACGCUUUCGUUUCGGGAACAAGUCGACUCACCGAACUCACACUCGACCCCGCUGGUUACACCGGUUCACUCUCCGCCACGUGGAACCUCCCCUACCUUGAAACUCUCGACGUCUCAAACAACUUCUUCUCCGGCCAAAUCCCCGACUCACUCUCCAACCUUACUCGGUUAACUCGACUCGGUUUAUCGAAAAACUCGCUUACCGGAACUAUACCCUCUUCUUUAUCCUCCCUCACAAACCUCCAAGAGCUUUACCUCGACAACAAUAACCUCCAAGGACCAAUUCCCGUUAGCUUUAACGCCCUCACAAACCUUAAACGCCUCGAAAUGCAGUCCAACAAGCUAAACGGUGUUGUUCCGAGUUUGAGCUCUCUGAAGAAUCUUUUCCACUUGGACCUCAGCUUCAACCUUUUCACCGGAGGGUUACCCUCCGCGUUGCCGGAAUCUCUGCUUCAGAUUUCAAUGCGGAACAACAGCUUAAGCGGCGCGUUGGAACCCGAAUCUCUGAGGAACUUGAACUACUUGGAAGUGAUGGAUUUGAGUGGCAACAGGCUCAGCGGUGCCGUGCCGUUUGCGCUAUUCGAACUUCCCUCCUUGCAGCAAGUGACGCUAUCUUUCAACGAGUUCUCGCACAUGGAAGCGCCUUCUCACGCUUUGGAAAUGCGGAGCGGGGUCAUAGCGGUUGAUCUGAGUAACAAUGAGCUUGGGGGGUUUCUGCCGUUGUUCCUGGCAUUGAUGCCGAAUCUUUCGUCAUUGUCGUUGGAGAACAACAAGUUCGGGGGAAUGAUUCCGAUCCAGUACGCGUUGAAGACGGCUUUCCCCGAAGCUGGGGUUGCUCCGUUGGAGAGGCUUCUGUUGGGGGGUAAUUACUUGUUCGGAGGUAUUCCGAGUCCUCUAAUGGCGCUUGAACCGGGUUCUGCCAAUGUGAGACUUGUCGAUAAUUGCUUGUAUAGGUGUCCUCUUACGUUCUUCUUCUGUCAGGGAGGGGAACAAAAGUCUUUGGAAGAAUGUAAGAGAUUCAGCCACUUCAUUCCCUAG